Molecule: messenger RNA, 1350 nt
Organism: Cutaneotrichosporon cavernicola
Lineage: Eukaryota; Fungi; Basidiomycota; Tremellomycetes; Trichosporonales; Trichosporonaceae
Exons: 2
Coding region: 1-1350 (449 amino acids)
Biological process (GO): positive regulation of oxidoreductase activity; P450-containing electron transport chain
Cellular component (GO): mitochondrion
Molecular function (GO): 2 iron, 2 sulfur cluster binding
Source: RefSeq, a predicted model, not a curated record
AUGCUCUGCCGAGGGCGCCCGGUACUCCAAUCUCUGCGCACGAUCCGUCCUAUCAUUGUGGUUAGGGGAUAUCGACCAAGCGUUCCCGCUGCGUCAACAGGCCGCCGGCCCAUCGCUAUCCCCGUCGACAUCCCAGUGCCAGAGUGCAGCCCAUCACCUUGCUCUAAUCAACUAGACUGCCCAACACCCGAUGGCUCCGAACUCCUCCCUCCACCACCAAACCCUCGCUCAAUCGCCGCUCGCCGCAGUCUUCUCCUUUUCUCCAUCCCAAUUCCCCCCGAGUCCUGGCCAAGUCACCUCGACUUUGCCUCCCCCCUCAUAGCCGAGGCCAGCAAUGUCUUAAAACGAACUGGCACCUCCGUCAACGCGAUCUACGAUGGGGUUGGAACGGCCACCUUCCCUGCCCCAUCACGCAAGCGCGACCCCUACACUCCCAGCACUAACACGGACGCGGACGCAGACACGCCUGCCACUGCCCCUCCUGCCGAAUGCUACCCCGCCCGCCUUCUCUACCCCGACGGAAGGACCUUUGACUUCCCCGCCUUCAAUGAAGCCACUCUGGACUCGCCGCAACUCCGCCGCGCACUCAUGUACAGGCCCUCAGGGAGUGUCAUGGGAGGUGGCGCCCCGAACGAACUGCCUGGAGAAAGCGAGAUGCCGAAGGAGGUGCUAGUGUGCACCCACGGCGCACGGGAUUGCCGCUGCGCCGAUUACGGGGGUCCCCUCGUCAAGGCUCUUCGAGAGCAGGGAGUAGCCGUGCGCGAGAUCGGGCAUGUAGGAGGACACAAGUGGGCGGCGAACGCACUCCUCCUCCCCAGCAUGGACAUGCUGUCAAACCUGCGCGCGUCUGACGCCGCUGCAGUUGCUUCGUUCAAUAAGAAUCGUGACUCGAAGAGCGCAAUGUGGGCACACUGGCGCGGCCGACUGGGUCUGAACGACGAGCAGCAGGCGCGUGUCUGGGAGCGCAUCCAGCGUAACUUUGCACCAGCGAGCGAAACCAAGCUCAGCGGGGAGCACGUGCCGCUCACGUUCCGCACGUUUGAGGGCGAGAUCAAGAGCGUCGAAGGGCGGGUGGGGGAUUCUCUGUUGGUGGUCGCCCACGAAAACGACCUACCUGCCAUGGAGGGGACUUGUGGUGGCAAUGCAGAAUGCGCUACCUGCCACGUCUACCUCGCUCCAAGGCCGGCGCGACCACCAGUACCGGAACCGGGGGAGGACGAGCUCGACAUGCUCGACUUUGCGCUCGAUUAUCGUGAUGGGCUGAGCCGAUUGGGGUGCCAGGUUGCGGUAUCACCAGAGCUGGCCAAGUGGUGUGCCGAGGGGGGCGUGAUUGAUCUGCCCAGGUUCUAG